GAAAAAAAUGGUCGGUUCAUAAGUGCCUAAUUCAUGCAUAUCAUGUUACAUAGUAGUGGAAAAAUAAAAACUUUGUCCCCAAAAAGACACAAAUAAUACAGUUGUCUGAAACUGCAUAGAAGCUAAUAAAAAGCUAAUUCUAAAAAGCAGGAGCAUCACUCCCAAACAGUGUAACACAACAUUCAUACACCUUUUUCUCAUUUUUCUUUUUCUCUCUCCAAAACUAAUUCUUGAAUUAAACUAAUUCUUUUUCCAAGUCAACUGAAUAGAAAAAAGAAAAAAAGACAAAAGAGCCCCUCCCCUUUCUCCACACACUAUAUAUACACACACAUCAUGUAAUAACAAUAAUUCAAACCACCAAACAAGAAGACAAACAAAAAAUGGCAAUCAAGAACAUAAAAAAAUGGAGAUCAAUUAUUAUUCCUUCUUGUUUCAAGAACCACAACAAUUUAGAUACAAAAAGCCAAGUUUUUAAACAAAUCCCGCCUUCUAGAAUAUCCCUUUCCGAUUUUAGCUAUCCGGGCUCGCCUCUAUGCCUAAGCGAUCUCUCGAGCUCGAAAUUCGCGUCGAAUCUCCACAUUUUCACGCUCCCGGAGCUCAAAUUGAUCACAAAUGGCUUUUCGUCGAGCAAUUUUCUAGGCGAAGGCGGGUUCGGGCCGGUUCACAAAGGGUUCGUUUCCGAAACUGCGGGUCGGCCCGGAUUGGAGGCUCAGCCCGUUGCAGUCAAGUUGCUCGAUUUGGAUGGUGAUCAGGGUCACAGGGAAUGGCUGACAGAAGUUGUGCUUCUUGGACAAUUGAGGCACCCUCAUCUUGUGAAGCUGAUUGGAUAUUGUUGUGAGGAUGAACAAAGGCUUCUUGUUUAUGAGUACAUGACCAGGGGCAAUUUAGAGAAUCACUUAUUUAGAAGAUAUACUAGUUCGUUGCCAUGGUUGACGAGGAUGAAGAUUGCGGUUGGUGCGGCGAAAGGGUUGGCUUUUCUUCACGGAGAAGAGAAACCGGUUAUCUACCGCGAUUUCAAGACUUCGAAUAUUUUACUCGACUCCGAUUAUAAUGCUAAGCUUUCGGAUUUCGGGCUGGCGAAGGAUGGCCCGGAGGGGGACGACACACACGUAUCGACUCGUAUAAUGGGUACGCAUGGAUAUGCAGCUCCCGAAUAUAUCAUGACAGGUCAUUUGACAGCAAUGAACGACGUGUACAGCUUCGGGGUGGUGCUACUAGAACUACUAACGGGCAAACGGGCCAUGGACAAGGCCCGGCCCGCCCGAGAGCAGAACCUAGUCGAAUGGGCAAAACCCUACUUAAAGGAUCACCACCACAAGAUCGAAAGAUUAAUAGACCCAACACUCGAAGACCAAUACUCGAGCCAAGGAGCCAAGAAAGUAGCUUCGUUGGCUAACCAGUGCCUUAGCCACAACCCUAAAUACAGGCCGACUAUGAGCCACGUGGUCAGAAUCUUGGAGUCUAUUCUGGAAUAUUCCGAUAUUCCAGCUGGACCCUUCGUUUAUGUCGCACCCACCGAAGUGAAAAUCGAUGCGAAAGUCAGUGAAAACGAAGCUACGUGUAAGGAAAAUGGAGAUCAAGUUGAUGAAGGAGGAGACGUAAAGAAAGAGUAUAGUAAACAGAAAACGAAAGGUUAUAGGCAUAAGCAUCAGAUUAAGGUUCGAGCUGUAUAUACGGACACUCACGUGUAUAAUAAAACACUAAGAGACGAAAUAAAAAACUGAAAAAAAAAUGGAACAUACUUUGAUAUCAUUCUUCAAUAUUUCG
Erythranthe guttata (spotted monkey flower) is the source of this 1767-nucleotide messenger RNA. RefSeq names its product EPD1-interacting receptor-like cytoplasmic serine/threonine-protein kinase. Gene Ontology annotation, molecular function: protein kinase activity; ATP binding. The record is from RefSeq and is a predicted model, not a curated record. Gene Ontology annotation, biological process: protein phosphorylation. NCBI's taxonomy places the organism in Eukaryota, Viridiplantae, Streptophyta, Magnoliopsida, Lamiales, Phrymaceae.